UUGGUGAAAAAGAAAACGAGAAACGAAAAGAGUUAGUUUGUUCGGUUAUUCCUAGGUUAGGGUUUUGUCAUGACAGAGACGAUGUUAAUGUUUGGCGGCGGCGGCGGCGAGGACAGAGUGAAGUUUGUGGCGAGAAAAAGAAAAGUGCGAGAAGAUGUUGUUGGUAGACGCAGUUCUGUGUAUGAUGCUGUUGUUGCGAAGAAGAAAUUGUCUCACUGGGAGGACCGACAAUUGAUUAAUUCAGGUGUUGUUAGAAGAGGUAUUCAGACUUGUGAAUUUGAUGAUGAUGAAGAAGAACACACAAAGGUUACUCUUCUUGUCCAUGAUACAAAGCCUCCUUUUCUUGAUGGCAGACUUGUUUUCACCAAGCAGGCAGACCCAAUAAUGCCAAUCAAAGAUCCAACCUCUGACAUGGCCAUAAUUUCCUGCAAAGGGUCCAAUCUAGUCCGAAAAAUCCAUGAGAAGCAGAGUAUGGAUAAAUCUCGCAAGCACUUUUGGGAGCUAGCAGGUUCAAAGCUUGGUGAUAUCUUAGGAGUUGAGAAGACAGCAGAAGAGAUGGAUGCAGUGGGUCAAGAUGGUAAAAUCGAUUUACCUAAGUUUUCACAGCACUUGAACAAGAGGGAAGAAGCCGUGAGUGAGUUUGCUAAGUCAAAAUCCAUGUCAGAGCAAAGGCAAUACCUGCCAAUUUUUUCAGUGCGAGAAGAGUUAUUGCAGGUCAUUCGCGAAAAUCAGGUCGUGGUAGUGGUUGGAGAAACUGGUUCAGGAAAAUCAACCCAAUUGGCACAGUAUCUUCAUGAGGAUGGCUAUACUGUAGGUGGUGGUAUUGUAGGUUGCACGCAGCCGAGGCGUGUGGCAGCUAUGAGUGUUGCUAAGAGAGUUAGUGAGGAGAUGGAAACCGAGUUGGGUGAUCAAGUUGGUUAUGCUAUCCGUUUUGAAGAUGUCACUGGCCCAAAUACCAUUAUAAAGUACAUGACUGAUGGGGUACUUCUGCGCGAAACACUCAAAGACUCUGAUCUAGACAAAUAUCGGGUUAUUGUCAUGGAUGAAGCCCAUGAAAGAUCAUUAAACACAGAUGUUCUUUUUGGAAUUCUCAAGAAAGUUGUAGCUCAACGUCGCGAUUUCAAGCUAAUUGUCACUUCAGCUACCCUCAAUGCACAGAAAUUUUCAAAUUUCUUUGGAAGUGCACCUGUUUUUCAUAUUCCUGGGAGAACAUUUGAUGUGAAUACAAUAUGGAGUAAAACCCCUUGUGAAGACUAUGUGGAAGGUGCAGUGAAGCAGGCUAUGACUAUUCACCUAACCAGCCCUCCAGGUGACAUCCUUAUCUUCAUGACUGGCCAAGAUGACAUUGAGGCAGCUUGCUAUGCCCUUGCUGAAAGAAUGGACCAGAUCAUGGUGUCCUCUUCUUCUUCAAAGAAACAAGUUCCUAAACUAUUGAUCCUUCCCAUAUACUCUCAACUCCCUGCUGACUUGCAAGCCAAAAUUUUUCAGAAAGCUGAAGAUGGAGCCCGAAAAUGCAUUGUCGCCACUAAUAUUGCAGAGACAUCCUUGACUGUGGACGGCAUUCACUAUGUCAUAGAUACAGGCUAUGGUAAAAUGAAGGUGUAUAACCCUAGGUUGGGCAUGGACGCUCUCCAAGUCUUCCCAGUUAGCCGUGCUGCUGCGGACCAGCGUGCUGGUCGAGCCGGCAGAACUGGACCCGGUACUUGCUAUCGGCUGUAUACUGAGAGCGCUUACCUGAAUGAGAUGCUUCCCAGUCCCGUUCCAGAGAUCCAGAGGGCCAACCUCAGCAACGUGAUCUUGCUGCUGAAAUCCCUCAGAGUUGAAGACGUGCUUGAUUUCGAUUUCAUGGAUCCACCCCCGCGAGAUAACAUCCUCAACUCUAUGUACCAGUUGUGGGUGUUGGGAGCCCUGAACAAUGUAGGAGGAUUAACCGAUCUCGGCUGGAAAAUGGUCGAGUUUCCACUCGACCCUCCGCUCGCGAAGAUGCUUCUGAUGGGCGAAAAGCUAGGCUGCCUCGAGGAGGUUCUAACCAUCGUCUCGAUGCUUUCCGUACCAUCCGUUUUCUUCCGACCCAAGGACCGAGCUGAGGAGAGUGAUGCUGCGCGGGAAAGAUUUUCCGUUCCGGAAUCCGAUCAUUUGACCCUCUACAACGUUUACCAGCAGUGGAAACAGCAUGACUACCGAGGGGAUUGGUGCAAUGACCACUUUUUACAUGUUAAAGGUCUACGAAAGGCUAGAGAGGUUAGAUCCCAGCUGCUCGACAUCCUCAAGAAGCUUAACAUUCCCUUGACCACAUGCUUUCCUGAUACUGACAUUGUCAGAAAAGCGGUUUGUUCCGCCUACUUCCACAACUCGGCCAGAUCAAAGGGGGUACGGGAAUACAUCAACUGCCGGAGUGGGAUGCCGUGCCACCUUCACCCCAGCAGCGCUCUAUACGGUAUGGGUUGCACUCCCGAGUACGUUGUCUAUCACGAGUUGGUCCUGACCUCGAAGGAGUACAUGCAGUGUACCACAGCAGUGGAGCCCCAGUGGCUGGCCGAACUGGGACCCAUGUUUUUCUCUAUUAAGGAGUCUGAUACAUCGUUACUGGAACACAAGAAGAAACAAAAUCAGGAGAAAACAAGCAUGGAGGAGGAGAUGGAGAAUUUGGAGAAGGUACAAGCAGAGGUUGAGAGAAAAAGGAAACAGAAGGAGAAGGAAAAGAUGGCUCAGCAUCAGCAGCAAAUUUCCAUGCCAGGUUUAAGAAAGAAUUCUUCCACAUACAUGAGACCAAAGAAGCUUGAAACCUUGGAAGCUAUAAUGGUGGAAAUUUACCCGAGGCCCUUAAUUUUAAGGGCAUGAGUAACUGAUCUGAUCGAAACCUUUCCUGAGGUUCCAAGGAUAUCAGUUUCAUUCACCAUAGCAGUCCCUUGGGUAAGAAAAUAAAUAAGAGAGGGAAGCCAAUAAUUAUUGACCCAAGGCUUUAUGCGUGUAUAGUCUUAGAGCACAGUAUGACCUUGCUCCCCUGUGGCUUAUCUACUUCAAUGCUCAGAGGGGAACUGGUGCGAGAAGGCGCUAUGCUAGCUAGAGUGCAAGCAAAGGCGGUCAAGUAUAAUUAAUUAAUCUUCCUUUGAUGCUGCUAUGAAUUAAGUAUGAAGGGCUUCACCUUCAAUAGUAGAAAUUCUCACAUGUCUCCAUGAAAUAACUUGCAGAAGGGGAACCAUUCUCUUUUCUGAGACUCUGAGUGAUAUAUGUUAUGCUUAGCUUUUUAUCAAAUAUUGUAUUGUGUAUUAUCUCUUUCUAUCUAACAAAAAGCUCUUGAAUCAGAUCUCCCUCCUAACCCUCAUCUUUUUUUUAUCUCUUCUCCCUCUCUCAGACACUAAAUAUUUUUCUCCCAUGAAGCACAUGCACUAUCAAAGGCUACAACUUUGUCGUUGUCACCCACCCUCAUUCCACCUUUUCCUUCCUUCUUUCAAUACCUCUAUAUCUGGAAUAAACGCUAAGUCAUCUCCUUCCCUCAAUCUAUCUUCUCCUGAUUCAGAUCUCCUCCUCUUUUUUCACAUCUUUUAAUCGAUUUCCGUAAUUUUCUCCAUUUUCAUUAUCCUACCUCUUCUUCAUUUGGAUUACAGUGACUGCAGUAUGUGGUCUGAUACUCCAUCUUCUUACUUUCAUUUUAAUUAUUCGUUAAUUUUGUGUGACAGAACUUAUCAUCUCUGUGGCGGACGUCGGAAAUUUGUCGACUUCAGAAAUCAAGCAUUUGUAAGUCAUUAUGUGUCGCGUGGAGUUGUUUCCAUGGUUUUUUAGUUUCCAUUUUUUGUUUUUUCCUUGUGAACACUUAAUUAACCACUGAAAAAGAGAAAUCGUACAAGAGAAAGAGAAGGUUAAAACUUCUUUUUGAAUUGACUGAGAUCUGAAGAAAUGGAGCAACCACUAUCAAGGUCAUGAAGCAUGCCGAGAUAUUUUAGAGCCUCAUCUCCGGAGUCCAUGAAGGUAAUUUGUGGCAAGGAAAUAUCUUCACUUUUUAAUAGCAGCUCAGGGUAGAGAAUUAAGAAAUGCAAUUGAGAGUCUAGAGCUAACUGGUCGUGAUGCUGAGGCUUUGAGCAAGCUCAGGCAUAAAUUAGAAGAUGGGGCAUUCCCGAUCUGUUCUCUCUCUCUCUCUCUCUCUCUCUCUCUCUCUUACCUAUUUUAAUUCUGAAAUGUUGCAUAUUUAUCAAGAACACUUCAAAUAAUCACACUGAUCUGGUUUUUGAAUUGGAUACUAUGAUGAAAAGAGGACCUAUUUCCUUGAUAGCAUAUUUACUGCAAGUUCAACAAUUGAGAGUCAAGCAUGUUUUGUAAAUGGGAUUCGCAUCUAAUUCCUUUUCUACAUCAUUUUCUCAAAAUAUUAAAAGCUUACAAACCAUUUUUCAAUAUGCUUUCUCUCUUUGUUAUCGUCUUCGUUUGUAGGCUCUUAUGGGUGCUAUUUGAAACCUUAAUUGAUUGGUUUUGUUUCUUAUACAUGGGAUCUUAGGACCCAUGUUUUUGUCUAUUAAGGAGUCUGAUACAUGUUAUACUGGAACAUAAGAAGAAACAAGAAAACAGCCAUGGAGGAGGAGAUGGAGAAUUUGAAGAAGGUACAAGCAGAGGUUGAGAGAAAAAGGAAACAGAAGGAGAAGGAAAAGAUGGCUCAGCAUCAGCAGCAAACUUCCGUGCCAGGUUUAAGAAAGGGUUCUUCCACAUACUUGAGACCAAAGAAGCUUGGUUUGUAAAUUAUGUUGUAUAUUACUUUGAUUUGAUAUGUUGAGAGAGGGAGGGGGAGGGAAAAGCCUACGCACUGAUAAUUCGGUAAAAAGUGUAAAUUGUUGAUUCGUUCUCCAGGUUGAAAUUGUUGAUCUCUAUGAGGGAUGGUCUCUUCAUAUCUGUUUUUUCAGUCGAAUCAUCUCAUAAUAUUAAAACUUUCAUUUUCAGAAAUCUUGGAAUCUACAAUGGUGGAAAUUUGCCGGAGGCCUUAAUUUUAAGGGCAUGAGUAACUGGGAGGACGAAUUCAUGCUUUAGAAUGUACAUUUAAAAGCAGCUCUUUUCGUUUGGGCUUAGAGUUUUCUUCUGUGGGUAAUUUAGAGUUCUAAUCUUUUUUUUUAUUGUGUAUACUGGUCAAAUAUUUAGAAGAACCAAUAGAGUUUUCAUACUUUGUUCUACCCCUCUUAUUAAUAAGCAUAGCAACUAUGCUUGAGUCCCUCCA
Lotus japonicus is the source of this 5197-nucleotide messenger RNA. RefSeq names its product pre-mRNA-splicing factor ATP-dependent RNA helicase DEAH7-like. The record is from RefSeq and is a predicted model, not a curated record. The coding region runs from base 70 to 2841 and encodes 923 amino acids. Gene Ontology annotation, molecular function: RNA binding; ATP binding. Lineage: Eukaryota; Viridiplantae; Streptophyta; Magnoliopsida; Fabales; Fabaceae. The transcript has 8 exons. Gene Ontology annotation, biological process: mRNA splicing, via spliceosome. Gene Ontology annotation, cellular component: spliceosomal complex; intracellular anatomical structure.